Molecule: messenger RNA, 2050 nt
Organism: Clupea harengus (Atlantic herring)
Lineage: Eukaryota; Metazoa; Chordata; Actinopteri; Clupeiformes; Clupeidae
Product: meprin A subunit beta-like
Exons: 10
Coding region: 1-1803 (600 amino acids)
Biological process (GO): proteolysis
Cellular component (GO): membrane
Molecular function (GO): metalloendopeptidase activity; protein binding
Source: RefSeq, a predicted model, not a curated record
AUGGAGAGUAACUCGAGAAGCUCUAUUUCGAUAGAGGGUACCAAAUGGAACACUUCAGUUCCCUAUCUGCUGGGAAACACUCUUGAUGUGCAUUACAAAGGGAUUAUUUUGAGGGCCUUUGAGCAGUUUGGUCUGAAAUCCUGCAUCAACUUUAUUCCACGGCAAAAUGAAAAUGACUUCAUCCACAUCCAGAAAUUAGAAGGGUGUUUCUCUUAUGUAGGAAAAAAGGUUUCAGGUGGACAGAAUGUUUCCAUUGGGUCUGGCUGCGCAAUUGUUCCCAUUGUGGAACAUAUGCUUCUUCAUGCCCUGGGCUUCUUUCACGAGCAGUCCAGAUAUGACAGAGAUGACCAUGUCACAAUAAUCUGGGAGAACAUCCAAGAAGGGAAAGAGUACGAAUUCAAUAAAAUGAGUGAGAAUGAGUCAAGCCUCCUUGAUACUCCAUAUGACUACACAUCUGUAAUGCACUACAAUAAAAAUGAAUUCAGUAAUGGAAAUGGAUCCACCAUCAUCACAAAGCAUCCUGAGUUUCAAGAUGUGAUCGGCGACAGUAGAGAAAUGAGCUCAACAGAUGCACUUGAACUGAACAGGCUCUAUCACUGCGAUGCGUCAGUCUCCUUCCUGGACCACUGCAGCUUUGAAGAUGAGAGCCUGUGUAAGAUGAGUGUCUGCUCCAGGUGUUCAGCUGAAUGGCAGAGAGUGAGCCGAGCUGAUGGAGGUCCCCACUCAGACCACACCCACCUGGGCACUGACUCUCAGGGUUCCUUCAUGCAUUUCAGCACCAAGCACAGCUCAGAGGGCGAUUCAGCCAGACUGACCACCAGGAGGAUGACUCCUGGUAGACCAUGCCAGGUCCAGUGCCUUCAGUUCUACUACUACUACAGUGGGAAUGAAAAGGACCAGCUCGACAUCUGGAUCAGAGAGUUUGACAGUGAGGAGGACACAGGAACCCGUAGGCUUAUGGGCCAGAUUUCAGGUAUUUUGGUUAUUUUGGUCAUGUCACAAGUGUUUACAUUAAUCUCAGAUAGCCAUGGAUAUUUAAUUCACACAAAAUUUUCCCCAGCUGAGUACUGGCAGGUCCACAAUGUUCCUCUGAACGCCACUAAGACCUUCCGGGUGGAGUUUGAGGCCCGCAAAGGACCUGGGUCGUCCAGCGGUGGCUUUUCCGUGGACGACAUCAACCUAUCAGAGACCGAAUGCCCCCAUCAGACAUGGCAAAUCAGGAACUUUGAGGAGGUUUUGAGUAUCAGUAAGAAGAACAGUUUAUAUGGCGCAAUCCUCUAUAGCCCAAGGUACUACUCCAUAGAUGGCUAUGGCUAUCAGAUCCUGCUACAGUUGCGGAAGACAGUUUUUGGCGUAUAUGUGCGCUUGGUGUCUGGAGACUAUGACGACACGCUGGAGUGGCCGUUGACAUGGAGGCAGAUUUCAGCCCGGAUAAUGGACCAGAAUCCACACAUGCAGCUGCGCAUGUCCUGGGAGAGGAGUUUGACCCCAAACCCAACACGGCUGUCAGGUGGGAGCCCCCGAGAGGAGGGAAAACUAACCACAGUGGGUGGUGAGACCUUUUAUGCCUCAAGUGCGUGGGGAUGGCGAAGCUUCAUGACCGCGGAGGACCUUCAGAAGAGAGACUUCCUGAAAGGAGGCGAUGCCUUCUUCUUCUUCACCAUGCAAGAUCUGCGCCCUCUGCUCGAGCCUACAAAUAACUCACUGCCCUGUGCCACACUUCCUCUGUAUGGUUCACGGUAUGCUCUUCAAAACAGUAUUCAUCACGUGCUAACAUUUCAAAGUAAAAUCUUUGCAUUAUGAGGAGUGAGUGGGUUUAGUAGUAGAAUUUACUGUGUGUCUGAAAUAGAAUAGAGCUCAUACCAAUUUGUGGGAUUACUGAAGUAAACGUGUCAAGAUAAUACACUGUACACAGAGUAUGUAGUAUUUGUUUUGGAAUAUGAGCUUGGAAUUUUAUCUUUUUUUUUUAAAGUGUUACCACUACCACAACUGCCACCACGGCAACAACCACAACUCCUACCACCACAACCACUCCUACCACCACAACCAC